AUGUUAGUUUCUCUUCUCUAUCCCGGUCACUUAAAACUGAUACUGUCUGGAAACAGAAAACUGCUGCAUAUCACAGCUUUCCAAACAUCCGAUACGCCUCGGCGCCAUGAUCUGUCGACUUUUGUUAGCGGUGGAGUGGAGGAUUGCCUUUUCUUGGAUGUAAUGGCACCACGGAAGGUGUUCCAACGUGCCCUUGCUAAUGGCACACUCGCGCCUGUUCUUGUAUGGAUUCAUGGUGGCGGAUUCACAGCUGGUUCCAAAACCUCCAUUGGAUCUGCCCUUGGUCUGAUUAACCGCAGUCAAAUGAAUGGCUCUGAUGGGGUGAUCUAUGUGGCCCUUAAUUACCGACUUGGUGCUUUUGGGUUCAUGUCUGGGCCAGCUUUUGAAGAACAAGGCAGUCUGCCUAACGCCGGGUUGCAUGAUCAAAGACUUGCUCUGGAAUGGAUUCAACAACACAUACAUAAAUUUGGUUAG
Aspergillus affinis is the source of this 474-nucleotide messenger RNA. RefSeq lists its product as uncharacterized. NCBI's taxonomy places the organism in Eukaryota, Fungi, Ascomycota, Eurotiomycetes, Eurotiales, Aspergillaceae. The record is from RefSeq and is a predicted model, not a curated record. The transcript has 3 exons. Bases 1 to 474 code for a protein of 157 amino acids.